Molecule: messenger RNA, 899 nt
Organism: Salmo salar (Atlantic salmon)
Lineage: Eukaryota; Metazoa; Chordata; Actinopteri; Salmoniformes; Salmonidae
Source: RefSeq, a predicted model, not a curated record
CAGGCACAGUGCCUGAGGAGUCAGGAGUUUAUUGAAGAAACAAAAUGAGGAGACUGGGUUUGGUCAUGGUAGUUCUGCUGCUGCUGACAGCAGUGCAAUUUUGUUCUAUUUUUCUUACAGCUGAUGACACAAAGGUUCAGGGCUGGACCUGUGGCUACAGAGGGGCUUGCCGCAAGUACUGCUAUGCCCAGGAGUACAUGGUUGGCUACCAUGGCUGCCCACGCAGAUUAAGAUGCUGUGCUUUGCGUUUCUAACCUGACAUGAUACAUGACUGCAGGAGAUCAACAUAAACAAUCUGGAGCCAAAUUCUGUGACCUUUUUUUUAUCAGAAUGCAUUUGGGAACUAGGAAUAUUAACCUAUACUUUAACUGCUAUGAGGAUCCCGUUUCAUAUCAAAAUAGUGCAUUAGUGCUUCCUAACAAGGGACUAGUCUCUGUUGAGGCAAGCACGCAUUCAGUAUGAACAUGUAAUGCGUCUCUGCUUAGUAUUGGCUUUAAUUGGAUUAGAGAAGUCAAAGCAGCUCUACAUUUUACAUUUUAGUCAUUUAGCAGACGCUCUUAUCCAGAGCGGCUUACAGUAGUGAAUGCAUACAUUUCAUUUCAUGCAUUUUUUUGUUUGUUUGUUUUUGUACUGGCCCCCCUAGUUUUAUGGUUGUCACGCCAUGCCCGGCAUUGUGAAGUUCCAGGACAAUGACAAUUCACUUACCCAAGUUCUGUCUGUUAGCACUAUGCAUACGAUUAAAAUAAAAGUUGUUGUUCAUAGAUAUUACUGGUGUGAAGAAAAUGUUGGAAGCUUUUUCCUUGUGAACUCUUAUAUUUGUGACAAUACAUCUGAUUAAUUGUAUUCCAUUCAUUAUCUAACUGUAUUAGUUCAAAUACAAUAAAAUAUUUUUUACUGUU